AUGGUGGUGGCGGGGGUGGUGACAACGGUGGUGGUGGUGGUGGUGGAUGACGGUGGAGGUAGGUGGCGGCAGUGGCGAUGGUGGUGGCGGGGGUGGUUGGAGAUGGUAGCAGCAGCAACGGUUGUCGGAGGUGGUAGCAGCGGUGGCGGUGGGUGGUGGCGGUUGAUAGGGGUGGCGGCGGUGAUCAGAGGUGGCAGUGGCAAUGGUGGCGGCGAUGAUCGAAGGUGGGUGGUGGAUGAUCUGAGAUGGCAGUGGCGACGGUGGGUGGCAGCGACGGAGGUGGGUGGUGGCAACAGGGGCGGUGGCGGCGGAGGUGGGUGA
Molecule: messenger RNA, 321 nt
Organism: Helianthus annuus (common sunflower)
Lineage: Eukaryota; Viridiplantae; Streptophyta; Magnoliopsida; Asterales; Asteraceae
Product: rRNA 2'-O-methyltransferase fibrillarin-like
Exons: 1
Coding region: 1-321 (106 amino acids)
Source: RefSeq, a predicted model, not a curated record